AUGACUUUUGAGAUCCAAUCCCCUUUUUCAUUUCAAUCUUCAUCUCCCAUUUCCCAAUCAUCAUCAUGCACACCACCUAAUGAUGAUAACACUAACCUAUUUUCACAACCUUUAGUGCAUGCACAAUUUGCAGUAUCACACAAAAGGAAAGGGGGGAGAAAGAAGUUCAAGGAAACUAGACACCCCAUUUAUAGGGGUGUCCGACAAAGGAAGGGAAAGUGGGUUUGUGAGCUUAGGGAACCCAAGAAGACCACUAGGAUUUGGUUAGGGACAUACCCUACACCUGAAAUGGCAGCUAGGGCACAUGAUGUGGGUGCCCUAGCCAUUAGGGGCGCCUCAGCGAUUCUAAACUUUCCAAACUCAGCUUCUCUUCUUCCACUCGUUAACUCCUCUUCACCUAAAGAAAUUCGAGCUGCUGCAGUAGAAGCUGCCGAGAGUUUCAGACCAAUCACCCCUUCUCAUCACCAGAAAACUAGUCGCAAAGCUAAGUGCAGAAGAGUUAAAAAGGUUCCACCAAUGGAGGAAAAGACGCAGGAAACAGUUCUGGACUCGUCCAUGAAUAGCAUGCACGAUUUGGAUCGUGAAAAUUGUGAUUUUAUCAACAGUGGCUCGGAGAAAAACAUUUCUGAUUUGUCUUCAACUGUGUUCUUCGACGAGGAGGCAUUGUUUAACAUGCCGAGUCUCUUGGAUAGAAUGGCAGAGAGUUUAUGUCUUUUUCCACUUCCUUCAGUGGAUUAUUGGGACGAUCAAUCUUAUUUCACAUACUUCAAUUUAUGGACUGAUUGA
Molecule: messenger RNA, 786 nt
Organism: Sphenostylis stenocarpa
Lineage: Eukaryota; Viridiplantae; Streptophyta; Magnoliopsida; Fabales; Fabaceae
Source: the annotation of a GenBank genome assembly